AAGAGAGUUUCAAUCAAUUGUUGUAGUAGAAUGCUAUGUGAACAGAUCCAAAAAGGACGAAUAGCUUUUUGGGCCUUAGGAUUUCUUACCAUGAAACGGAUAUGAGAUUCUAAUAUUUUUUUUCCCAUUAAACGGUACAGUGUCAACAGAGCAAGCAGUAUAUAUCUCUUGAGUUUUAGUAUGUCUACCAUCUUUACGAUUUCAUGCUCCAAUUGACGAUGCCGACUUAAACAAAAGAGAUGGACGAAAUCCGAAGUCUACAAUCUUUUAGUUCAUUUUAUGAUACUAUACGUUUAAAAGAAUACUAAUGAGUAUCCCAAGGUUUGGAAAUCCUCAUGGUGUUAAGUAGUAAUUUUGGUACUCGUAAAAGAAUCUAAAUCAUUUCUCUAAACCUUUAUUUUUUUAUACUAACAACAGUUCUUUGAUACAUCUAUGAUAUACUACUGAGAAUAACUAAAGAUUGACGCUUCCUAUACUUGCGCUAACAUAAUAUAUUGUUUGAAGCAAAUAAAAGUUUCACUCAGUUUUCAUAGGAACAUUUAGAUACAUAAUUUAAUCCAUUUUGUCUUCAGCUAUUUAACUGGAAAAUGUGCUAGUAUUCCCCUGGUUGCUUUUCAGUAUGCUUUCAUCAAUCCUCUUCACUGACUGCGCAUAUUACAAUUUCACAUGGUUCCUCCUACAUCUGGAAAAACACGAUUACCAUGCAAAAUACUCGUUCAUAAUCUCCCGGAAACGCUACCAGAAGAAAUUUUCCUAAAGUCCAUAGCGUCUUUUCAUCCUUUUAUAAACUGGCACCGGUAUCACCAGGGAAAAAGGCAAAAUCCACCUCAACCGAAUAUUCCUUCUUUUGCUUACCUAAAGUUCAAAUCAGAAUCUCACGUUCAUGACUUCUUUCGCUUCUAUCAAGGGCAUGUAUUUGUUGACAAAGAUGAAAAUGUCUACCGUGCUUUGCUACUAGUUGCUCCUUUUCAAAAAGUCCCACCUGUUAAAUCAAAACCCGACUCUUUAAACGGAACCAUUGAAGAUGAUCCCGUCUUUAAAGCUUUUGUGGAUAAGUGGAAUGAGAGUUUAAUACCUCCUCCACCUCCUUCGCCUUCUCAUUACAUACAAAAUACUUCAACUCCGUUACUUCAUUAUUUAGCAGAGAAACGUGGAGCUACCGGGGCUUCUCCGAAACCUACUAAAUCUAAGAAGGAAAAAAAACAAAGGUCAAAAAAAAGCAAGCCGGUAGCUUCUUCCUCGAAACAAGCUUCUCCCAUAGAUCAUUCAACCGGCCAGCCUUCUCAAUCUUUGGAGUCAAAAGAGUCAGUGAAACAAGAUUCAGCUCCUCCAAAACGUAUUGGCAAAAAGAAAUCAAAACCAAAGAAAAACACAAAAGCUCCUGCCUCGUCUACGAGUAUAGCAGACUCAAUACACAAACCAAACGAAAGCGCUAAAGCAGUACCGAAGAAGGUAUCACCCAAAAAAAAGAAAGUUCAAAAUAAACCCGAAAAGGAGUAGAUCUUUUUACAAGAAGUUUCAUGUCCCUUUCCUUCUAUUCAAUUGCCAUAUGUUAAACUUGUUUGUCGUUGUUAUUUAUACUCACUAUAAAUAUAGAUAGUUAUAAACUGUUAUAUCCACUUAUACACAUCUUACAUGCACCAUCAAUAC
This is a messenger RNA of Schizosaccharomyces octosporus yFS286, 1650 nucleotides long. RefSeq lists its product as uncharacterized. Gene Ontology annotation, cellular component: nucleolus; cytoplasm. Gene Ontology annotation, biological process: positive regulation of translation; nuclear-transcribed mRNA catabolic process, nonsense-mediated decay. The coding region runs from base 667 to 1500 and encodes 277 amino acids. Gene Ontology annotation, molecular function: mRNA binding. Lineage: Eukaryota; Fungi; Ascomycota; Schizosaccharomycetes; Schizosaccharomycetales; Schizosaccharomycetaceae. The record is from RefSeq and is a predicted model, not a curated record. The transcript is spliced from 3 exons.